Molecule: messenger RNA, 369 nt
Organism: Prunus avium (sweet cherry)
Lineage: Eukaryota; Viridiplantae; Streptophyta; Magnoliopsida; Rosales; Rosaceae
Source: RefSeq, a predicted model, not a curated record
AUGGCUUUCCACACUCGCUCUAACAGCUUCCCUUCAAUGCCACACCCGAUCGUUCAAGAAGUUGACGAACAUUUGUGUAGACUGAGGUCUUCUGAGGCCGCCUCCACAUCUUCAUCAUCAAUAUGCCACAAACUAAGUGGCCUCCAAGACUUGCAUGAUUGUGUUGAUAAGUUGCUUCUGUUGCCUCUCACGCAGCAAGCCUUGGCCAAAGAGCAGAACAAGAAAUGGACUAAUGAGCUAUUAGAUGGCUCUCUCAGACUCUUGGAUGUUUGCAGCAGCGCCAAGGAUGCUAUCUUGCAAACCAAGGAAUGCUUUGGCGGCAUCCACAGACGUAAGUCCCUGCCAAUAUCUUUGUUAGUAGAGGAGUGA